AAAAUGGCAAGAACCAAGCAGACCGCUCGUAAAUCCACCGGAGGCAAAGCCCCCAGGAAGCAGCUGGCCACUAAGGCUGCACGUAAGAGCGCCCCGGCCACCGGUGGCGUGAAGAAGCCUCACCGUUACAGGCCCGGUACCGUGGCUCUGAGAGAGAUCCGUCGCUACCAGAAAUCCACGGAGCUGCUGAUCCGCAAGCUGCCCUUCCAGCGCCUGGUGAGAGAAAUCGCUCAGGAUUUCAAGACCGACCUGCGCUUCCAGAGCUCCGCUGUCAUGGCUCUGCAGGAGGCCAGCGAGGCUUACCUGGUCGGCCUGUUCGAGGACACCAACCUGUGCGCCAUCCACGCCAAGAGGGUUACCAUCAUGCCCAAGGACAUCCAGCUGGCCCGCCGCAUCCGCGGAGAGAGAGCAUAAACUGCUGCUGCUCCACUGACGAUAACAACGGCUCUUUUAAGAGCCACUUCACUGCCCUCAAGACAAAAGUCCUCCGUUGCCCUGCUUGUUAAAGACAGUUAAUACAUAUAACUAACUCAAGAAUUGACUGCAGAUCCUAAAGUACAUAUUAAU
This is a messenger RNA of Limanda limanda (common dab), 567 nucleotides long. RefSeq names its product histone H3. Gene Ontology annotation, cellular component: nucleosome. Gene Ontology annotation, molecular function: structural constituent of chromatin; DNA binding; protein heterodimerization activity. Bases 4 to 414 code for a protein of 136 amino acids. Lineage: Eukaryota; Metazoa; Chordata; Actinopteri; Pleuronectiformes; Pleuronectidae. The record is from RefSeq and is a predicted model, not a curated record. The transcript has a single exon.